CCCGCCCGCAGCCGCGCACGCCUCGUCCCGGCUCCGUCCAUGGUUCCCGGUGUGACCGGUGCCUGGCGCCGCCGACAGCCCCGCAGCGCGGCGCCCACCGCCGGUGGGAGGAUGCUGCAGCGCGCCGGGAGCCGCCAGCCUCGGGACCCUGCUGCCCCCGCCAUGGUCCCCACCAGCUGCCGGGGCCGUGCCCCGUGACCCGUGGUAGCCAUUGCCCCGGUGCCCGUGCCCCGCGCCCCACCAUGACCAGCCUGUUCCGCCGCAGCAGCAGCAACGGCAGCGCCCGCGGCGCCGGCUCCUCUGCGCAGGAGCUCAACAACAGCCGCCCCGCCAGGCAGGUCCGGCGCCUGGAGUUCAACCAGGCCAUGGAGGACUUCAAGACCAUGUUCCCCACCAUGGACUACGACAUCAUCGAGUGUGUCCUGAGAGCCAACAACGGCGCCGUGGAUGCCACCAUCGACCAGCUCCUGCAGAUGAACCUGGACAGCAGCGGGUGCGAUGACAGCUCGGACUCGGAGGACAGCAUCCCCCCCGAGAUCCUGGAGCGGACCCUGGAGCCGGACAGCUCGGACGAGGAGCCCCCUCCUGUCUACUCCCCUCCUGCCUACGAGAGCCAGGCCCUGGGCAGCCGCUACCCCCGUGCACCUCCCACCCCACCACCCAGGACGGAUGUGCCAGGGCCUGGCAGCACCCCAGUGUCCGGGCACUACAGGAACUGGAACCCACCGCUGCUGGGCAACCUCCCUGAGGAUUUCCUGCGCAUCCUGCCCCAGCAGACUGCUGGCACCCAGGGCUCCCCUGGCCACCGGCAGCCCCUGCCCCGGGGGCUCAGCCCUCGGGCCCAGGGCUCUCUGGAGCAGGAGCGGCGCUGGAAGCAGUACCUGGAGGACGAGCGGAUCGCGCUCUUCCUGCAGAACGAGGAGUUCAUGAAGGAGCUCCAGAGGAACCGGGAUUUCCUCCUCGCCUUGGAGAGAGAUCGCUUGAAAUAUGAGUCAAAAAAGUCCAAGUCAUCCAGUGCUGCCGUCAGCAGCGACUCCGGCUGCUCCUCCGUGUUACCAGGUGAUGCAGCCCCCUCUGUGCCCAGCGAGGCCGGCGGUGCCGUGUCUGACGAUGCCUUAUUCAGAGACAAGCUGAAACACAUGGGAAAAUCCACGCGCAAGAAGCUCUUUGAGCUCGCCAGAGCCUUCUCCGAGAAGACAAAGAUGAGGAAAUCGAAGAGAAAACACUUGUUGAAGCACCAAGUGAUGGGGACAGCAGCUUCCACAGCAAAUCUUCUCGAUGAUGUCGAGGGACAUUCAUGUGAUGAAGACUUCCAAGUGCGGAGGCAGCCGCUCCGGGAGGAGGAGGAGAUGCUGAAGGAAGGGCAGUAAAUGGUCCCAGCGCUGGGGUUUAGUGCUGGCACAGAACGUGCCCAAAGCUUCAGGAGAAGAUGGCUGGAAAAGGAACAAAAGACACCCACCAAAUCCCGCAGAGUUUUGGCUGCUCCCCCUCUGCUGCUGUUCUCCUCGGAAGUACAAAGCGCUGAGGCUCAGUUUUCUUACCCGGGGUUUGGAAACGACUUCUAUGUAGCAAAUCAGCCAAAAAGGAAUCAAAAUGAGGAUCAAGGCAGGUCGGGAGCUGCUGUGAGGAGCCAGUGGAGCUCCGGCUUGGGAGGAGCAGCGCGAGCGGCGGCGCAGGAGGAAUGGGAUCAGUUGUACUAAGGAGGAUGUGUUCCAUGUGGGAUCUGCUUGGCCGGAGCACUCCUGACCAUAUCUCUGUAGCGAUCUGGUGUGACUUUACUCUGCGCACCCAGGAAGAGACCAACACAGAACAUGUGAGAGGGAGAACCUGCAGCCGUUGUCUAUUCUUGCUAGGAGUAAUGAGCGGAGAUGCGGAUCAGGCGAUAGUCAGAUGAUAUGUAAAUUGCUUCUAAAAGGAAAGGCCUUCUUUUCCUAGGUGUUUUACUUGGAAUUAAACCUUUGCCUUCGGCAUUGCUAAAACUGCCUUGAAGUUACAGACGCUUUGUGCCGGUGGGGCAGCACCAAGGGCUGGACUUGGCACCGGUGUCACCCUCGCUGCCGAAGCUGGACACAUCCCAUCGGGAGCAUCCUGCUGGUGGUGAUCCUGGCUGCCAGCAGGGUCCCCAUGGCCCCGGGGAUGCCCCUGCCAUAGGUAAGAUGCAGAUCCCAAGCUGAGGCCGGUGGUGUUUGGGCACAGAGGGGUUGCACAAGGGCUUGUGAGCGCCGCCGGGUUUGGGGCUGGCCCAGUGGCAGGAGCAUCCUUCCCUGCGCCCAUCCCAGGCUGAUUGCACCGUGGGGCUGGCAGGCGGUGCCUGAAUCAUUGCAGCUUUCAGGGAUGCUGUCAGGCUAAAAAUAAUGAUGUCAACAGAUUCCUUCCCUGUGUAAGUCAUGAGCCUCAAGGCAGGAAUCGCGCCCGCCGGCACAUUUUCUUCUCCUUUAUCGGCAGAAGCUGUUGACUGCUAAAGGCAGGAGGUGGCUCUAGACGCGCCUGUUUCGCUUCCUGGCUCCUGCAAAGCAACACAACUGUUGUGAGACGGGAGCUGCGAAGGUGGCAGACGCAGGCACCCAACCCUCCAACACACAUGAAACUGUUUUCCCUGCCUCUCCAUGGGGUUUGGUAACAAAAGUCCACAUUGCAGGCGCUGGCUCCCAACAGGCUCCUUUUAACCCCCCCCCCCAGCCCACACGCCUUUGAAGUGGGUGCCAAGAUUCCAUUCCCUGUGAGUGGUGCAGCCGAUGCACUGGGAUCAGUGGGGAUGCGGGUGCUUCACCCUCUCCCUGCUCCCUGGACCCAAGCCCAGGGUGUGAAGGGUGAGGGCAGGAUGCGCUGGGCUGGAGCACUGCAGGAUGCUUGCAGCUUCGGGUUCCCUAAAAGCAAAGCAGCCCAAGUCGCACCCACUGAGCCCAUCCCAGUGUCAGUGCCUGCUCCUUUCCUUUGGAAGGAAGCAUUGAGGAGCAUCCCUCGAGUCACGGCUGCUUGGCCAGCAGAUUAGAGCCAUCCCAAGCCACACUGGCCUUGCCUUGGCAUGUGCAGGCUCCAGUGCUGGAGCUGCACCGUGCAUGGCAAGAGAUGGGUGUCUGGAGGGGCAUGUCCCUGCCUGGCUCUGUCUGCAAGGGGAAAGUGUGAAGCUGGGAACAGAAGGUUUUUGAGCCCCUGUGUGGGACUUUAUUCCCAGCCUGACACUGAUGGAUAGAGAGGAGGGGCUCCUGCCCUCCCCUCCGCGGGCUCUGGGGUCUAUAGGAGGCUGCUGUUGCUCCCUCCCCUUCCAAAGCAGCUUUUCUGCAUAUUUGGAAGAAAAUCAAGCUUGGAACCGGCUCCGUUUGUCCGUGUUCCAGCUCCUCUCAGCUACCGAGGGCUUAACUCCCAGCACAGUUUCCAUGAAGGCAGGAAGCUCCAACAGGCGCUGGGGCAGGAGCCCAGGCUCUGCUGGGAAGGGAAUUCCACUUCUCCCAGACGAGGAGGUUGUUGUGCGGGCAGGAAAGCGCCUGUAUCCCAAUGAUUCCAGCAUCCCUGGGUGAUUCCAGCGCUGCCGAGCCCAUGGUGUUUGCUGUGCUCCCCAUCCUCGGUGCAGGAUAGGUGCUGUGGCUGCGGAGGACCGUGGUGAGCUCUGGUGCUGGGCAGAGCCACGUUGCACAUCACGUCACAGGUCAGUGGUGCUGGGCCUGACCCCUGGCUGUAACCACAGCAAGGGCCUGGUGGGGAAUCCUCUCCUGGGUCCUGGGUCAGUGGAUGCAGCUUUGGAACCCCACUGGUGUUUGGUGGUGGAGAGGAGCCAUGAGGCUGCCUCUGCUCCUGCCUGGGGCUGAGCACAUCCCCAGUGUCCAUCCUCUACUCCCUGCGAUGGUGCCCAGGACCUGGAGCCUAGGGAGAGAACAGGGAGAGGAAGGGAGAGGGAGCUGGAGCACAGGGAUGGGAUGGAUGCCAUGCAUGUGGUGGGUACGAACCCGUGGCUGAAUUCCAUCUACCCUGCCAGCAAAGGUUUUGUGUCCAUAGAUCCAUAGGUUUGGGUUGGAAGGGACCUUAAAGCUCAUCCUAAUUCCCUGCCCUGGGCAGUGAUGCCUUCCACUAGAGCAGGUUGCUCCAAGCCUCAUCCAACCCAGCCUUGCAUUGAGUGGGUCUGACCACAAAGGGUCCUGUGCCAGCACCAACCUGUGUGCCUCACAGGGGCUCGGGGAUGUCUUUGCUAACCCCCUCUAACAACUCACCCCCCUUUGGUCCCCAAGGUGAAGCCUCUCUGAAUGAUGCCACUCCAUUUGUAGCCAUUGCAGAGCAUCGGGGAGGCACAAAGCAUCAUUGGAAUGGAGGGUGAAGAGGGGUUGGGUUUGUGUCCCUUACACAGGAAAUCAUGAGCUCUAACAAGUAGAAAAGCCACUGAAACCGGCUCGGAAGCCAAAAUGUGUUUGUGACAUAAAGAUGGUCAAUCCUCGGUGAUGUUUGUGUCACUUCUGUGCAAAAUGGGUUAAACAAAGCAGAGAACUGGGUGAUGUUUGUGAGUGUUGCUACUUCAGGGUUUAUUUCCAUACGUGAUUCUUUUCUUACAGAUGUUUCAUAGUAAUUCAUACAAAUAAAGCCCCGUUGUACUCUGAA
Molecule: messenger RNA, 4587 nt
Organism: Melopsittacus undulatus (budgerigar)
Lineage: Eukaryota; Metazoa; Chordata; Aves; Psittaciformes; Psittaculidae
Gene: CUEDC1
Product: CUE domain containing 1
Exons: 11
Coding region: 243-1370 (375 amino acids)
Molecular function (GO): ubiquitin binding
Source: RefSeq, a predicted model, not a curated record